Messenger RNA from Carlito syrichta (Philippine tarsier), 596 nucleotides. RefSeq names its product FERM domain-containing protein 4A-like. The transcript has 8 exons. The annotation marks the transcript as partial. The record is from RefSeq and is a predicted model, not a curated record. Gene Ontology annotation, biological process: establishment of epithelial cell polarity. NCBI's taxonomy places the organism in Eukaryota, Metazoa, Chordata, Mammalia, Primates, Tarsiidae. Gene Ontology annotation, cellular component: bicellular tight junction; cytoskeleton; adherens junction.
AUGGGGGUCAUGCUAUUUUGGGGCCCAAACUGCUGGAAAUUCAGCACGGUGUGGGCAGGAUGUGCUAGAGCCCAGGUUUCCAAGUCAAUGGUGUUGGAGAGACUGUCCCGUCAGCACCGUGAUCGGGGCCACCAAGUCAGGCAUUUUGAGGACGUGUUUCCCAAGCUUUUGGCCAAGGAGCUUCUUGACCUCGUGGCCUCUCACUUCAAUCUGAAGGAGAAGGAGUACUUUGGAAUCGCAUUCACAGAUGAAACGGGACACUUAAACUGGCUCCAGCUAGAUCGAAGAGUAUUGGAACAUGACUUCCCUAAAAAGUCAGGACCUGUGGUUUUAUACUUUUGUGUCAGAUUCUAUAUAGAAAGCAUUUCAUACCUGAAGGAUAACGCCACCAUCGAGCUCUUCUUUCUGAAUGCUAAGUCCUGCAUCUACAAGGAGCUUAUUGACGUUGACAGUGAAGUGGUGUUUGAAUUAGCUUCCUAUAUUUUACAGGAGGCAAAGGGAGAUUUUUCUAGCAAUGAGGCUGUGAGGAGCGACUUGAAGAAGCUGCCGGCCCUUCCCACCCAAGCCCUGAAGGAGCACCCUUCCCUGGCCUACUG